AUGUGUUUAGACCGACAGAUCCGUAACCCAAAAAUUUUGUUUGUCAUUCUCAAUUGUUACUCUCAAAAUAAUUUUAUCAAGCAUUCUAAAGAAGCAUUUGCCGCAUCACUCACUCACGCGCUUCUCUAUCUAUGAAUUCUGAAACAGCGUUAGAGCUUGUUAAAAAUGGCGUCACUCUUCUCUUCCUCGAUGUCCCUCUCUACACCCUUCUUGCCAUCGAUACUCAGAUGUUCUCUGUGGGACCUGCUUUUAAAGGUAUUAAGAUGAUUCCUCCUGGCACUCAUUUUGUCUACUAUAGUUCUUCAACAAGAGAUGGAAAGGAGUUUUCACCGAUUAUUGGGUUCUUUAUUGAUGUUGGCCCUUCAGAGGUAAUUGUUCGUAAGUGGGGCCAACAAGAGGAAAGGCUAGUCAAAGUAUCUGAGGAAGAGGACGAAAGAUAUAGCCAGGCUGUUAAAAAUAUGGAAUUUGACCGACAACUUGGGCCUUACAAUCUUAGCCACUUUGAAGAUUGGAAGCGAUUAUCUAAUUUCAUUACAAAGAGCAUCAUCGAGCGGCUUGAGCCCAUCGGAGGAGAAAUCAGUGUUGAAUGUGAAAAUGAUAUGUUUAGAAACACUCCUAAAACAUCAAUGGAGGAAGCACUAGACAAGCAGCUGAAGGUUGGUAGUUCUGCAAAAUCUGGAGGCAAGUUUCAGAGAAAAGGAUGUUAUUAUACCUCCAUUCCACGUGUUGUAAAAUGCAAGGGGAUGAGUGGACAGGAACUUACCUCUUUGAAUCUUGACAAGACACAAUUGCUAGAGACUCUACUGGCAAAAGAUUAUGGAGGUUCUGAAGACUUGCUCCUUGGAGAACUGCAGUUUGCGUUUGUUGCCUUUUUGAUGGGUCAGUCGCUAGAAGCAUUCCUCCAGUGGAAAUCCUUGGUUAGCCUUCUGUUUGGCUGCACUGAAGCACCUUUCAACACACGAACUCGGCUAUUCACCAAGUUCAUUAAAGUCAUCUAUUAUCAACUAAAAUACGGACUACAGAAAGAUCGCACGGAUGAUACAAGACCACCGUUGUUAGAUGAUUCUUGGCUUUCUACUGAUAGCUUUUUGCACUAUCUUUGCAAGGACUUCUUUUCAUUGGUGCUAGAUGGGUCAGUUGUUGAUGGAGAUCUUUUAAAAUGGACAAGGAAAUUUAAGGAGCUGUUAGAGAACAACCUAGGGUGGGAGUUUCCAAAGAACAGUGCUGUUGAUGGUUUGUAUUUUGAGGAGAAUGAUGAGUUUGCUCCUGUAGUUGAGAUGUUAGAUGAUGAAGCUUAUGCAAUUUAGAAAUGUGGAUCAUAUAAUCUCUUGGCUAUUAAAAGGGUGUUUCUGAGGAAUCAAAUCUUGAGCAUCAUGCCACUUUGCAACUUAGACACAAACCAUUCACUCACAUUGUACAAUACAACAUAUGUAAAUCCAUGUUAGCAAAAUGUAGAAAGUACUUCAAAAAAUAUUCAUGCCUAUUUCAAUGUCCAAAAAAAGACCAAUUUUGUAGUGGAUGGGUUGGCCCCGCAUGAUUUUGCCAAAAAUGGCUUAUUUUCUUCUUUCACCCAAUGUCAAGUUUUACCAAAUAUAAUAUAGAUAAUUUUCACAUUGAA
Cicer arietinum (chickpea) is the source of this 1618-nucleotide messenger RNA. RefSeq lists its product as uncharacterized. Gene Ontology annotation, biological process: spliceosomal tri-snRNP complex assembly. Lineage: Eukaryota; Viridiplantae; Streptophyta; Magnoliopsida; Fabales; Fabaceae. The record is from RefSeq and is a predicted model, not a curated record.